UAUCAAAUAGGGUCAACGAGAAUGACCAUAAAAAUGCACCCAGGCUCAGCAGGUGGGGAUGCAGUACAGGACAAUGCUACCACUCCCAGUCUUCAACCACAACAGCAGCAGCAGCAACAACAACAACAACAACAAGGUGUCACUACAGCACAGCAAAGUCAGACGUCGACAACGACAGUGACCACAACAGCAGCUGGCGGCAGCAGCAGCACCACCACCACCGCAGUGGCCACAGAAAGUAGUAGCUCAGUGGAUUCUACAAAUGCGGUGGUGACUGCACUGCCACCAAAUGAGGAGGCUGAGGUUUCUUCUGCCUCUCUGCCAUCAUCCGGUGGAGGUGACACAGCAGUACAAGGUGCCGGAGAUGCAGAACCAGAAUUCCCUUUGUUAGAGCUUGGCAGACUAGACGAGAUGAUCAAUAGACCUCGCUGGGUUGUUCCUGUUUUACCAAAGGGAGAAUUAGAAGUCUUACUGGAUGCUGCAAUCAAGCUGAGCAAAGAAGGAUUAGAUACCAGGAGUGAGGCAUGCCAGAGGUUCUUUCGUGAAGGCUUAACGAUCUCUUUCACAAAAAUCCUAACAGAUGAAGCAGUGAGUGGCUGGAAGUAUGAAAUCCACAAAUGUAUCUUGAAGAACGCUGAGAAACUGAUAGAGUUAUGUGUGCACAAGCUGUCUCAGGACUGGUUUCCUCUACUGGAGCUUCUCUCUAUGGUUCUGAACCCGACCUGCAAAUUCCACACAUACAAUGCCUCACGCCAAUCAGAGACAGUGCCCUCUGGCACCCAGCUACCGGAUGAUGCCCUCUUUGCACGGCCCCCAGAUCACAGAACUCCCAAGGGCUGGCUUGUAGAUUUGGUGAACCAUUUUGGAAAGCUGGAUGGGUUUAAGAUUCUACAAGAGAGGUUCUUCAAUGGGCCACCACUCUCAGUUCCUGUAGUUGCAAAUCUGGUCAAGCCCUUUGGUAUGUGUAGUGAAGUUCUCACACCACACACAGUAGAAAAGUACUUCAUGCCUAUUGUGGAUGUUGUCCCAAAAUUCCUGGACAAGCUGACAGAUGAAGAGCUGAAACGAGAAUCCAAAACUGAGGCUAAGAAUGAUGCUCUGUCGUCCAUCAUCAGGGCUUUGAAACAGCUGGCCAGUAGACUGCCCAAUCAGGAAGAAGUUAUUAAAAAUCUGGAAAUUUUCCGACUGAAAAUGAUUCUCAGGUUGCUACAGAUAUCGUCAUUCAAUGGAAAGAUGAACGCACUGAAUGAAGUGAACAAAGUGCUAGGCAGUGUCAGUUUCCAGGGCAGCAGUCGACACUCGAGCGUUGAUGAGGAUGAGUGGCUCACGGCAGAUAAGAUGGCGGAGUGGAUUCAACAGAAUAAUGUCUUGAGCAUUGUACUGAAGGACAGCUUACAUCAGCCGCAGUAUGUUGAAAAACUGGAGAAGAUUCUCCGUUUUAUGAUCAAGGAGCGAGCUUUGACAGUGGAGGACUUGGACAGACUGUGGGAUGCUCAGUCAGGGAAGCAUGAUGCAAUCGUGAAGAAUGUUCAUGACCUGCUGGCCAAAUUGGCAUGGGAUUUUACUCCAGAACAGCUGGAUCAUCUCUUUGAUUGCUUUCAGGGAUCCUGGCACCAUGCUAGCAAAAAACAAAGAGAGAAACUGUUGGAGUUGAUACGACGUCUGGCAGAGGACGACAAGGAAGGCGUUAUGGCUAACAAGGUAUUAACUUUGCUGUGGAACUUGGCACAUAGUGAUGAUGUGCCCACAGACAUCAUGGACCAGGCACUGAGUGCUCAUUACAAGAUUCUGGAUUACAGUUGCUCCCAGGAUCGAGAUGCUCAGAAGCAACAGUGGAUCUCAAAGUUUGUCGAGGAGUUGAAAAAUGACAAGUGGGUCCUGCCAGCACUGAAGCAGAUUAAAGAGAUCUGUACACUUUUCCCUGAGGCACCACAGAAUUACCCAGCCCACACCCAGAGGGGAGCUCACAUGUAUUACCGCAACACAGUGAUCGGGCAGCUUCAGAGCCAGCAUUCCAUUGUUGUCCUGGUGUCCGGGAAUCUCUCAGCUUACAUGAACAAGAUGAGAACUUAUGCAGAAGCGCACCCAAAUGAAGAUCCAACUACCAUUCUUCCAGAUGGUCGGUUUAACCACAACAUGCAAGUGGCUGAAAGGCUUAGGUUUCUCAGAUUCCUGCUGAAAGAUGGGCAGCUGUGGCUUUGUGAGGCUCAAGCUAGACAGAUAUGGCACUGCUUGGCUGAGAAUGCUAUCUAUCCCUCGGACAGAGAGGCGUGUUUCAAGUGGUUUGCCAAACUGAUGGGGGAAGAACCGGACCUUGAUCCAGAAAUCACCAGAGAUUUCUUUGAGAGGAACAUCCUGCAGCUGAGCCCUGACCUGUUUGACAGAGAAUGGCAUGAAGUGAGUGCUGAAUCAAUCUUUGUUAUUUGCUUUGAGAGAUUCUUCAAGCAGGUGAACCUGAAGGAGAACAAGCUGAUAGCCAAGAGACGUGGCGGCUAUUUGAUGGAUGACUUUGAGCUGAUAGGCCUGGAUUAUUUGUGGAAGGUUGUUCUAUGGAGUCCUGACGAUGUUGCAGAGAAAGCUGUUGCUCUGCUGAAAGAUAUUUUCACAAACCUAGGACCCCGGCUUCAGCAGAAACAAGUCGCCAUCCACGAGGACCUCAUCACGUCCUGUAUUGACAGACUGAAAGCUGCCUACGAUACAGUGAGCGUCUUAGGUCAGGAUACAGAUGCGGCCAGCAAGGAGCGUGUCCUGCAAGAGACCGCACGGAUGGUUCGUGUUUUGACUGUGUUGAAGGAAUACCUGGCAGAAUGUGAUGAAGCGUAUCGUGAAGAAAGAACUAUUUUACCUUUAAACAGAGCAUGCCGAGGAAAACUGAUGCUGCUGAAAGUGCGAUUUCCAAGUCAGAACCGUCAGGGGGACGAUGUGGAAAUCUGGUCUCAUUCCAAUGAAACUGUGGGGCAGGUGAGGCGGCAUAUAUUGCAGAAGGUGAAGGCCGGGCCAAACAUCAAAGUGGAGCUAUAUUUAGGGGCAGAGCAGAUAGAUGCUAGCGAGGACAAGAAGCUCAUCUCUCAGAUUCCAUUAAGGGAUAAAAUGGUGAGUCAUCUGUCUGUUGCUGUCAGGACACUCAAUGGGAAACUGUUGCAAGUUGGAGGCAACAUGCCUUCUAGUCCAGAGAGCAGCAGUGACAGCUCUGUGGGAUCUCCUCACAAUCAGUAUGAGGGGCCAAACCCAGAGGCAGAAAGUGCAUUGCCGGGAGUGUUGAUGUCGCAGAAAGCCAAGUACAGCCAGUUCCUGUUCCAGCUGUCAGAUCUCGGCUGUCAGCUCCAGGAGCCCAAACUGAGGGAUACAGCCCGGGCUAUACUCAAAAUCAUGCCUGCAGAUGUACAUACUGUGAAAAAGUUUACCACUAUAUGUUCGGAGGGAGCUAACUCAGACCAGCCCAUGUCAUCUGCAUUGGAAACCAUGUUCUUCAACAACUCAACCACACAGACACUGUAUAACAUUGAGGUGUGCUACGCACUUCUGAUGCCCAGCUUGGAUCCCAUGUGUGAGGAGUUAGCCAUCAAUAUGUUGACCAAGAACAACUUCAUGCCCAAUGCUGAUCUACCCUCUAGAAGAGCAGCAUACCAGACUGUGUUGAAAAUCAGCAAAAUGAUGCUGACCGUCCUGGGUCAUGCCCGUGUGCAGGUUGUUGUAGAGGCAUGUGCUUCAGAGGCUGGCGUGAGAACCGUGACCCAGAAAGCUCAUGAAGAGGCUGCAGCAUUGCAGCAGGCUCUGCUGCACAUCCCCAACCCAGAGUCUGAGUACAGCAUGAGGAACGUUGCCUCGCGACUUGGCGGGCAGUUAGUUGAGCAGGCCGUUGGUGUAAGCCCGGAUCUGAACACAGUCAAAGCCAUCAUGAAGCUAGCUUGGUCAGCCAGUGCUUGCAGCUUUCAUUUGAUACACGCCUCGUACGAAGACAUCCAUGCUGCUUUUGACUCG
Messenger RNA from Candidula unifasciata, 3981 nucleotides. The record is from the annotation of a GenBank genome assembly. Lineage: Eukaryota; Metazoa; Mollusca; Gastropoda; Stylommatophora; Geomitridae.